AUGUUUGGCAAAGAAUUUGUUGUCGAUUCCGAUUUCACAGAUCUAGAAUCCAAAAUUAUUGGAAACACAGAACUCAGUGAAGAGAGUAUCAAACAAAUGGUGUCAGAAAUGGGUGCCAAAGACUUCAGAGGAAAAGAUUAUAAUCUGAUUCAAAGGAAUUGUAAUCACUUUUCCGAUGCCUUUUGUAAAAAACUGUGCGGUAAAGGCAUUCCUAAAAAUAUCAACAAUUUGGUCAAAACUUUAGCACAAUAUCCAUGGCUUGAAAAACAAAUACCCAAAGAGUUUGUGACUCCGAAAGCACUCCAAAACAAAGUCAAAGACGAGGAGAAAAAAGCUAAACAAAAGGAAAACAAACAAAAUUCUAGUGAUUCUAAUAGCGAUACAACUAAUGAAUAA
Oppiella nova is the source of this 396-nucleotide messenger RNA. The record is from the annotation of a GenBank genome assembly. NCBI's taxonomy places the organism in Eukaryota, Metazoa, Arthropoda, Arachnida, Sarcoptiformes, Oppiidae.